UUGGUGCUUCUGCUUGUUUAUCUUGAGUCUGAGGAGAAGAACUUCUGGGGACGUUUAUAAUUCUCCAUGGCUAGUAAUGAGAAUCUACCACCCAAUGUUAUCAAGCAGCUUGCCAAGGAGCUGAAGAGUCUAGACGAAUCUCCUCCAGAUGGCAUCAAGGUUGUGGUAAAUGACGAGGAUUUCUCACAAAUAUGUGCUGAUAUUGAAGGACCAGUUGGUACUCCUUAUGAGAACGGAGUUUUCCGUAUGAAAUUGGCUUUGUCACAUGAUUUUCCACAUUCACCGCCUAAAGGCUACUUCAUGACAAAGAUUUUCCAUCCUAAUGUUGCUUCUAAUGGAGAGAUAUGUGUUAACACGCUUAAAAAGGAUUGGAACCCUAGUCUUGGAUUAAGACAUGUUCUCUCUGUUGUAAGGUGCUUAUUAAUCGAGCCAUUUCCAGAAUCUGCAUUAAAUGAACAAGCUGGCAAGAUGCUACUUGAAAACUAUGACGAGUAUGCGAGGCAUGCUAGGCUUUACACAGGUAUCCAUGCUAAACCAAAACCGAAGUUCAAGACAGGAGCAAUCUCAGAGUCAACAACUGCUCUAAAUGUUGGUCAGACGAACAACGAGACGCCUAGUGCUGCUACUGCAAUACCCUCUUCAAUGACAGACAUAAAGAGAGUAACGAGUGCCCAAGACCAACAACACAUGGCUAAUGUCGUUGUAGCAGCCACAGCAGGAUCUGCAAGUGUGGUCACUACGACUCAGAAAAGGGAGGCAGGUUUGGCCAAGGUUCAGGCAGAUAAGAAGAAGGUAGACGCUAGAAAGAAAAGCUUGAAGAGACUAUGAUGAUGCUAUCACUCAAAUGUCUUACGCUCUUGGAACCUAAACUGUUGUUUCCUUUUUACUUGUAAGAGAUCUGUUGUUUGAGGAUUUCUCAUUCUGGGAAAUAAUAAUGUUUGCCAAUGAAGCCGAAUGUUAAAC
Arabidopsis arenosa is the source of this 963-nucleotide messenger RNA. Lineage: Eukaryota; Viridiplantae; Streptophyta; Magnoliopsida; Brassicales; Brassicaceae. The record is from the annotation of a GenBank genome assembly.